UUAAAUAGCAGGCACGAUUAUGUCAGGCUGUUUACUGAAGCUGAGCAGCUGAGCAAAGAGACCUUUCUCAAGAUGGGCAACAGUAAAAGCAGUGCUCUUUCUAAAAACCUACUGGAGGACCUAAAGUCCAACACUACAUAUACAGAAGAGCAGCUUUACGCCUGGUAUCAGGCCUUUCUGAAAGAGUGCCCGAGCGGAUGCAUCAGCAGGGAACAGUUUGAGGGCAUCUACGCCAGGUUCUUUCCCGAUGCGAACCCGAAGGCCUACGCCCAACACGUGUUCCGAAGUUUUGACUCGGACAGCAAUGGCACACUCGAUUUUAAAGAGUAUAUUGUGGCACUGCAUCUCACUUCCUCCGGGAAGACUAUCCAGAAGCUCGAGUGGGCUUUCGCCUUGUACGAUGUGGAUAAGAACGGCAGCAUAACGAAAAAUGAGAUCAAUGAAAUUGUCAAGUCAAUAUUUAACAUGAUCUCCAAAGAGGACCAGAAAAACCUCCCUGAUGAUGAAAACACUCCUGAAAAAAGAACAGAAAAAAUCUGGAACUUUUUUGGGAAAAAUGAAAAGGAUAAAAUUACAGAAGGAGAGUUCAUCCAGGGAGUGAUGGACAAUAAGAACAUCCUCAGACUGAUCCAGUUUGAUGAGCCUCAGAAGAUUCAAAACAGACUCAAACAAAAGAAGCAAUAGUGUUUGCAGUGUUGUCUGCCCAAGUUUCAAAUUUUCAGUUUUUAAUUGAUGAAUUUUUAUGAUUUUUUUUUUGUUUUCUGUUUUUCUGUCCAUUAUUUAUGACAACACAUUACCAUUCUUUACUAAAUAGAUUGCCACACUCAAAUGUAUGAAAUGUUAUGUUUAUUAUAUUGAUCCAAAUCAUUUAUAACAACAUUUAUAUGAACAGACACAAGGCUGAAAAUUGUAGAUGAAUACGGAUGUUUGUAUCAAUUAUACACUAUACAAAAAAAAACAAACAAAAAAAAAAACACUUUACGUGGCUCAAUCAUGAAAAUAAGGUAGGCUACAGUUUGUCCAUUA
Pangasianodon hypophthalmus (striped catfish) is the source of this 1026-nucleotide messenger RNA. RefSeq names its product recoverin b (gene rcvrnb). Gene Ontology annotation, molecular function: calcium ion binding. The record is from RefSeq and is a predicted model, not a curated record. Lineage: Eukaryota; Metazoa; Chordata; Actinopteri; Siluriformes; Pangasiidae. The transcript has 3 exons. The coding region runs from base 73 to 684 and encodes 203 amino acids.